Xiphophorus maculatus (southern platyfish) is the source of this 1102-nucleotide messenger RNA. RefSeq names its product POP7 homolog, ribonuclease P/MRP subunit (gene pop7). The coding region runs from base 124 to 579 and encodes 151 amino acids. Gene Ontology annotation, molecular function: nucleic acid binding. The record is from RefSeq and is a predicted model, not a curated record. Gene Ontology annotation, cellular component: ribonuclease MRP complex; nucleolar ribonuclease P complex; nucleus. The transcript has 2 exons. Gene Ontology annotation, biological process: tRNA 5'-leader removal. NCBI's taxonomy places the organism in Eukaryota, Metazoa, Chordata, Actinopteri, Cyprinodontiformes, Poeciliidae.
GGAUGGAACACUUCCUGUUGUGUACAGGAAAAAAUAUGAUGGCGGCCACAUAAAGCAACGUUUUAGCUUGAUUCUGUUCUCUGAAGCCUUCUUCUUCUGGAUCUUCACUGUUCAUUCAGAAACAUGACUGAACCACGCAACCCCGGGAUGUCCUCCGUCCCCCAGAGUAACCCCUCCCACACGGAGUCCAGCUCCCAAGCCGUAGAGAUGGAUCCAGUGGAGUACACCCUGAGGAAGCGUCUCCCCCGGAAACUUCCCAAGAGGCGGAACGACGUCUACGUUAACAUGAAGACCGACUUCCGGGCUCAGCUGGCGCGCUGUCAGAAGCUGCUGGACGGUGGCGGUCACAGGGAGAUCUGCGUCCACGGGUUGGGCCUCGCCAUCAACAGAGCCAUCAACAUCGCCCUGCAGCUGCAGGCCAGCAGUCAGGGCGCUCUGCAGCUGGCGGCCAACACCUCCACAGUGGAGCUCAUCGACGACCUGGAGCCGGAAGAUCCCGACGAGGCGGGGGAGCCCAUGACACGUACACGCAAUAACUCAGCCAUUCAUAUCAAAGUUUUCUAUCCUGAUCCCCAGUGACCUGAAGGUACUACCUGAUGUAUUUCUCUUGUUGGACAUUUUUUUGUUUGGACUCAUGGUUUUAAGUGCAGGAGGGCAUGCAUGUGUUUACAAGUGAAUCAUAUUGAAAUCCUCCUAUUUUCUACUUGUUUAAUGUAUAUUUGCCUGAUGAGGAGCAGAGGAAACACAUGUAAACAUGUACAGCUACUGAUAUAUUUCAUUGUCCACUGGUUUGCAUGUCUUUAAAAAUUCAUAGAAAAAAAAAUUAAUCUUUCAAAUGUUAAAGUGAGUGCUGUUACUGUUAAUGUCCACUAGAUGUCAGUGUUCAGCUCCAGUGAGUCUUUCAGCAGCUAAACGUCAAUGAAUCUAAUUGGCAAAAUGAUCAUUGUUUACAUUAUAGAGUUCAGCGAAGGGUCAGCGAGACUUGAACUGAAUUUAUUUGUUGCUUCUCCUUUAAAACAGAUUUCUGUUGUUUCCAUGAUCAAAACUGAACCACUUAAGAUUCUGUAUUUGGUUUAAUAAAAUAAAAGUUGCUUGAAACUUC